AUGCAGGUCAUCGCAGACACGAUCGACCGAGUCAUUCAGGAUCUUGCUCUUCAGCCAGAUCUACUUGAUACAUUACAACGGCAACGCUAUUUACAAAGUCAUGGAUCACAGGCGCCUUUACUAAAGGAGAAGAAAGUUGCCUUCCCUGACUUUGUUGUGCAACAGAUUGACAGUGCAGGUUGUCAGUGCAAGAUUGGGCUUUUCACAGAGAUCGGACGCGUCUGGCUGAUCUAUGACCAUUGCUUAUUGUUAUGGGAUUUUAUUGGAGGCACCGAUGUAUACAUUCACGAAAGCCUUGAUCAAGAGAUCGUCGAUGUUGGUUUAGCUCCACUCAUGGGCCGUCCAGGCGAUGACCGUAAAUACGCCCUUAUCACUGCCACAUCGCGCCAUAUCAACGUCUUUGAACUAUCCCUACUGCACGGCAAAGUCGUAUUAGCACCACGCAAAUUGAUGCAUGCCGAGACCCACGGUGUGCAUAUGUCUAAUAUUGUCGGAAUGGAAGGUGGAGGGAUUUAUAUGAUUGGCAACGACGGUCAUUUCUACGAACUGGCCUAUGAUCAUGCACGUCCGUCCUCGUCCUGUCAUUUAAUCUGUCAUACCGCAAGCUCUUGGUUAAGCUAUUUUUCUCGAUGGUUGACCAAGGCGCCUGAAGUUCCAAUCGUUUCACUAUCGUGGGAUGAUGAUCGACAUAUCCUGUAUACCUUGAAUAAGCAAUCCGAUAUCGAGCUGUUACGACCCACAGUACGUUCAGGAUCGCAUUUUCGAAGGAUUCAGUUUAGCAAUGCUACAUUGGCUGCUCAAAAAUAUUUUGAAGAGUCAAAACUAGAAUAUACGCAACAGGAUUUGGAAGUGAUUUCACUGCACGCGAUCUCACCCGAGGAAUCGAAGCAAAUACAGCUGCUGGCCGUGACCGCCAACGGAUCGCGCCUUUACUUUAGUGUAAACGAUGACAUUAUCAAACUGAUCUACGUGCAACGACCGCCAAAGUACAGUGUUGCAGGAAAAUUACACACUUGUUUCUAUGGGGAUAACGUGUUCCUUGCCACGGAAUCACGGGACACACACGAUACAUUAUUCGUUAUAUGCUCAGAAAACGAUGCGACAAAACAGAAGCUGUUGGAAUCCAGCGCAAGCGUCGAGAUGGAUGGCACCGUAUGCGCCGUGGCUAGAAGCACCAAGAAACCGUCAUUUGUUGUCUUGACAAAUUAUGGUGUCUCCUUCUACGGCAAACAAACUCCUGUCAGUCGAUUAGAACAGCUAUUCGCUCGCUUCGACUUGGAUGCCGAAACCUACGAAACCUAUAUUGCGGACAUCAUCGACUUUUAUGGCGUAGCAGAAGUCUCCGCAAUGUCCUUAAGCAUCAUCUGCGCUGAUUACCCUCUCUCUGAAAUUGUGAUCAACAAAGCUGUGCAGGUUUUCGUCGAACAGCGUGAACUCAUCGACUCUACAAUGAUUCUCUAUUACUCAAGGACAAUCUCUCCAAUGUGGCGGCUUAAAUUAUUCGAGCAAAAUACUGCCUCAAAUAUGAACAUCAUCCUGAAACGGUUCUCCAAAUUGAGAGAAUUUAUAUCAAGCCGCCCGGAAUUGCAACACAUCUUCCGCCAUCAUGGUGCAUCAGACAACGAGACGGACCCUGGAGACAUUGAAAAACUGUACCCACUUUUGCAAAACACCAUUGGUUUCUUGGCGUUUUUCAUUCUAGUCGUAUCUGUAGGAACGGGUGCUGUAGAAUCAUGCAUACCGGCCACCGUCAAAGACGAUGUUCUCGGGAUGACCAUUGAAAAAUUGCUGCAAGAUAACGAAGGAAAGAAAUUAGCGGAGCAACUUGUUCUUGCUACUAUUGCUGCCCAUGCUCCAUCUGAUGCACACAAUUCUAUCGACACUGUUAGCGAAUUGCUCCAGAAUCAGUGCCAAACUUACUUUGACCCUCUGGAACUGUCGCUAUUCCAGGUUAUCGAAAUCUUGAAUAAAGCGCAUGCGAUCGAAUCCAACGAGAGAAAAUCCGUGCUUCAGCGGGCGCUUACUAUCCUAAAAGACAUUGCGGAUCAGCUAUCCUUUGAACAGUUCCAGAAAUAUUACUCUGAAUUCUGUGAAAUGAACGAUCUUGUCGCCGCCAUUGGAUUUGCUCUGGAAUCAGCUCGAAAGGCAGACCCCGAGGAAUUAGGUUUGAAAUACUAUGAAGAUUCUGAGCCUUUCAACGACAGCCGGGCGAGGUACUACGAAGACCGAUCUCGAUACUAUGAAACUAUUUUUGCGACGUUGAACGACGAUUUCACCACGGUAUUGCCGAUUGUAUUGGGAACAAAUGAUACGCUAUUCCACUACCUCUUAUAUGAAUGGCUUAUCGGCAAUGAGAAAAAGGCAGAAUUACUGCGCUUGAACACACCCUAUCUCAUUCCUUUCCUGCAACGUCAUUUACCACCGAUUGAUAGCUUGGACUGUCUCUGGCGACACCAUCAUAACUUUGGCUAUAACGACCAAGCGGCGUUGUGUCUGGACGAACUUUCACGCACCGACGAUGUUCAUCUGCGUCAACGCAUCGAGUACAUGUCCAUUGCUCUGAAAGAAGGUUUGAUCCUGGACGGGCAGACAAGCGUCAUGAGACGACGAAAAGAAGUUGCCCACAUUCAGUUACAUAUUAUGAACGCCUUGGAUACAACUGAUACUUUACAAAAGACGGCUGCUGACGAACUGAAUACACGACUUGUGGCUACCAGUGAUCUCUUGGAUAAUUAUGCUCGUCGAUUCGACAUUUACAAGGAAGGGCUGAUAUUGAUGAGUAUGGUUGGCAGAAAAGACUGGCCUUAUGUCGCCAAGGCAUGGCGAGGAUUGAUCCAUAAUACAUUAGCCGAGAAAACCUCCACAUUCUCCUUGUUGCAAUCCACCCUCGUGGAACUUACAAAGCAGUUGUAUCCAUCGGAAAAUGUGUUCUCAACCCUUCUCAUUGUACCUAUUCUUGAGGAAUAUUGCUAUCAAAGAGCCGACUGUCCGAAAGAUUUUGCCAUAACUACAUUGCAAGAAGCCGGUAUUUCUCCACUGGUACUGCAAGACGCUUAUCAAAACGCAUUGCGAAUGAAGACGGGCGUCGGUAAAACCGAUCACAAGUAUGAAGCCUACCUAAAAUCAAAAGAGGAAUCAUUAAACACCCUCCUCCUUGCAUAA
This is a messenger RNA of Radiomyces spectabilis, 3162 nucleotides long. RefSeq names its product Nup133 N terminal like-domain-containing protein. The record is from RefSeq and is a predicted model, not a curated record. NCBI's taxonomy places the organism in Eukaryota, Fungi, Mucoromycota, Mucoromycetes, Mucorales, Radiomycetaceae. Bases 1 to 3162 code for a protein of 1053 amino acids. Gene Ontology annotation, molecular function: structural constituent of nuclear pore. Gene Ontology annotation, cellular component: nuclear pore inner ring; nuclear pore. The transcript has 17 exons. Gene Ontology annotation, biological process: transcription-dependent tethering of RNA polymerase II gene DNA at nuclear periphery; RNA export from nucleus; protein localization to nuclear inner membrane.